Molecule: messenger RNA, 3991 nt
Organism: Magallana angulata
Lineage: Eukaryota; Metazoa; Mollusca; Bivalvia; Ostreida; Ostreidae
Product: peroxisomal ATPase PEX1-like
Exons: 20
Coding region: 55-3825 (1256 amino acids)
Biological process (GO): protein import into peroxisome matrix
Cellular component (GO): peroxisomal membrane; peroxisome; cytosol
Molecular function (GO): ATP binding; ATP hydrolysis activity
Source: RefSeq, a predicted model, not a curated record
GUACUACAACAACAGGAUGUUGAUAAGAAGGCAGAAAGCAGAACGAAGUUCAAGAUGAGUUUCGACGUAGUUCCAGUGAAUUUUACAAAUGACAAAAGUUGUUUUAUAUCACUUCCAUCUUCAAUUGUCAAGAAUAUUGCAAACAAGUCUGAGUUGUUGGUAUUUGAACUGCAGUCAGAGGAUGGCCAUGUUGUGUUUGCCUCUGUGAAAGAUACCACAGCCAGCAAUCAGCUAGGAAUCAAUGGCUUGUUUGCUGAGAAACUGAAAUUAAAAGAUAAACAACAGGUGAUUGUGAGGGUCAGGAGGAACGUCCCAGUAUGUAGCCAGGUGUCCAUUGAGCCACAGUCCUGUGAUGACUGGGAAAUACUGGAGAAACAUGCCAGCUAUGUGGAGUCCCACCUGCUGGAUCAGGUGAGGGUGGUGUGGCCUGGUCUUGUCCUACCUGUGUGGGUGGAUAGAUUGUGUGUCUACCUGAAAAUCACUGUAACCAAUCCAUCAGAGGAAUGUGUACUGCUAGUCCAGGACACAGAAGUUGUCGUUUCUCCCAAAGUCCGAGGAACUGUGGCUAAAGACACGAAAAUCAAGAAACCCAGCACUCUCCCAACAAGAGAGGGGGACGAUUAUAAGCCUGGCAGGGUGUCUACCCAGCGUAGAGUACAAUCCAUGGACAGCCCAAUGCAACCUUCUAGUCGCAGCGUUUCUCCAUCAAAAUGGAGCUGGAAAGAGUGGGUCCCAUGGUUGCUCGGUGUACAGCACACUUCCAAUAGGAUCCAGGACCCCUAUAGGAGGGAAAAUCUCCGCAAGAAAUCUAUAGAUUAUAAAGGAACCGAUACCAUUCAGGAGGGACUGAAUUUCACUUUUAGAGUUCAACCUCGGAAAGUGAGGGGGACUGAGAAAAAAAAGUCAGAGGAAACUGAUCAUUGUUCUGAAUGCUUGUUCUUACAGCAACCAGCUGUGGUUUUUGUCAAUGCUGAGGACAUAAUCGAGCAAACUGGAAAUAUGAAUUUGCAUAUUCCAGGGAUGUUCCUUGCUAGACUUUCAAAAUUGCUCUCCCCAAAGAUACAAAUGACGGAAAUGGAAAAGGAAUUGAAUGAAGAGAAACACAAGGGUAAACAAAAAUCUGUCCAGUCUCCAAAGUCGGAGACAUCGGAAGUAUCGGUCGAAAAGAAAGACCACCUGACACAGUGCAUUGUCAGAGUCGUGGUACUGGACAGGAAGAAGACAAACUCUAGUGACAUUUGUGAACUCAUGCUGCAGACUGUGACAUCAGAGCAGCCAUUACUAGGACAUCACGUGGUUGUGUCAGACUCUUUAAGGAGGCUGAUGAAGCUAGAUGCUACUAGUUGUGUGUGGCUGCAGACAAUAGGGACACUUCCCACCUCACCCACAUCUUAUCUUGUCCAUCCAGUAGGAAGUCUUCCACAAGGUUUUAGUAGUCAGAUGGUGGAGAUGGCAUUUAGGAAGUGGAUAACAAUGGUCACUACAGUCAGAUUUCCCCUCGUGGUAUUUAGUGGAAUUCUUGUUCAGUUUCCACUGUUCAAAGACAAAAACAUGGAUUUCCAAUUCGUCUUCCCAGAAGGGACCUUCACACAAACACCUGAUAUCCCUUCUUACAGCUUAAUCCACCAAGAGAAUAUGAAUUAUGUCCCUCUAACUGUGAUCCAGGAAAACCAAGACCCGACUAAAAAUCCCCCUAAAUGGCCUGUCCUACCGAUGUUGCAGUAUAGCAGCAUAGAGACAGUGGACUCAAUGCUUCCCAAAAUCCAGCUCUCAGAUUUAGGUGGUGUAGAGGAAUAUGUUCCCAAGGCCCUGUCUCACCUGGAGAUCUGCCUGGGGACCAAACCUCUGGCCGACAGUAUGUUUAGGGUCACGACCCCUGGGCUCUACAACGGCAUGCUUCUGAUCACCGGCAGUAGGGGGAGCGGCAAGACCUCACUGGCUAAAGCACUGUGUAGGAGAAUGGCGGAGAAAGAAAACCUGGCCAGAAUCUUUUCAGUUGAUUGUAAACCACUUAGAGGAAAACGUCCAGACAGUAUUCUCAAGUACCUAGAGGAAGUGUUCGAUGAAGCCAUUUGGAGACAACCGUCAAUUGUUCUUUUGGACGAUUUAGAUCAUGUGGUACCAGCCCCUAGUGGCCCAGAGGCAGAGCUAAGUGGAGAGGCCAUUUAUGGUGCAAGAAUUGGAGAAGUGAUCAGGGACAUACUGAGGAAAGAGAUAUCCAACAAGGGCUGUAUGGCUGUCAUAGCAACCAGUCUGUCUCGGACCUCCAUUCACCCACUCCUGGUCACCUCCAGAGGGACACACUUCCUGCAGGAGUUGAUCAGAAUAGACCCUCCUGAUAAGAACAAAAGACAAGAAAUCUUCACUGCAAUAAUAAAGAACAGACAUAUGGUUUCUUUACAAACACUGCAACAGUUGGAUCUUAAUGUGAUUCUGGGGAAAACAGAGGGCUAUGUGGCUCAGGACCUGGAGAAUCUGGUCAGCCGAGCCAUCCACUCGCAUACCAUCCAACAAGACAGGAGCCCUGAGCAGUCAGCGGACAGACCUCAGCCAGAGAUGAUUCUGACACAGGCUGACUUUGAUGAGGCCAUGAAUGGGUUUACUCCAGCAUCCAUCAGAAAUGUACCGCUUCACCAGGCAGGGGAACUCGGCUGGGAUGAUGUGGGUGGGCUCACUGAUGUCAAAAACACUCUGAAGGAGACACUCAUGUGGCCGUCAAAGUACCCCAUGUUGUUCUCCUCCUGCCCCCUGAGACUUAGGUCUGGGAUACUGCUGUACGGAGCCCCAGGGACAGGAAAGACGUUGUUAGCAGGCGUGGUAGCCAGAGAAUGUGGGCUCAACUUCAUCAGCAUAAAGGGACCAGAGCUUCUCAGUAAAUACAUUGGAGCAAGUGAACAGGCUGUCAGGGACAACUUUGUUAGAGCUCAAAGUGCCAAGCCCUGUGUUCUAUUCUUUGAUGAGUUUGAUUCCCUGGCUCCAAGGCGUGGCCAUGACAACACGGGUGUGACAGACCGGGUUGUGAAUCAGCUGCUGACACAGCUAGACGGGGUGGAAGGACUGGAGGGUGUGUACGUACUGGCUGCCACCAGUCGACCAGAUUUGAUAGACCCAGCUCUGCUUCGUCCAGGGAGAUUAGAUAAAUGUCUCCAGUGUCAGCUCCCCAACAAGGAGGAAAGAUUAAAAAUCUUUGAAGCUCUCACCAAGAAAAUGUCAUUAGGGAAAACUGUAGACUUAGAAUAUUUUGCAAGAAAAUGUGAACAUUUCUCUGGAGCAGAUAUCAAAGCUUUGUUAUAUAAUGCUCAGCUAGAGUCUAUCCAUGAAUUCACAGGAAAAGUGCUCAAGGGAGAAGACUCUGGUUUCCCAAUGUUUUCAAAUGAUGGAAUGAGGCAGCAAAGUGCUAAGAGUAGAAGAUCAAGAAGUCAAAAACUCCUCAGAGUGGAAACAGUGCCUCCAAAAGUUUCCACCAAUAAGAAGAUUGCUCAUAUUCCCAAGCUGAAGGAUGGCCCAUCUCCUGUGAUGGAGGAAAUGGAAGAGAAACUCUCCAGUCAGGUAGAACAGAUCCGAGGCAGGCUGAGGGUUAAUAAAGCCACGGAACAUGUGUCCACAGUAGAUUCCAUGUUCUCCCCAGUAACAACAUGUAAAGGUCAGCUGAUCCAGAUCAACCAAUCACAUUUACUGGCAGCCCUCAAGAAAACCCACCCAUCAGUCACUGAAAAAGAAAGAAUGAAAUUCAAGCGAAUUUACGAGAACUUUACGUCUACCAGAGGAGGUGACUUUGGAACAUCAGUGGAGCAAACUGUCGGCAGUAGGCAGACCUUAGCCUAGCCAUGUCAAAGCUAAAGACUAACCGUGGUUUAUUUGUGAGGAAUAUAGGAACGGCGAACUGUGAUAUCAAAAAUCCCAGAAAUCCAUGUUUCUUGGACUUAAGGAUCGUGCGUAUUUUGAUCCGUGUCGAUUUUGAAUUUGUGAAGUAAAUGUAUGAAAAACAGAA